UCCGGACGUUGACGAGUCAACACUCACUCGCGUUACGAUACCACCGAUACACACACUUGCGAUCCGUCGUGCGAUGUUUGGACUUUGACAACAAUUCAGUGAUUUUGUGAUAAGUUUUGCGACGAUUGUUAUCAAUCAACAAAGACAAUUUAUUUUGGACACUUGUGAUAUUGUGAAGAAGGUGCAAACGAAGAUGCUGGUCGAGGACAGUCUGGCCGGGCGCGGGCUGAUGUCACAGAAGUACGGGCACUGUCCGCUGAAGAAGCGGCCGGUGCUGGUGCGGCCGGAGCCCGGCACGCCGCCCGCCUCGCCGCCGCCGCCGCACCCCGCGCACACGCACCCCGCCCUCAGAUACAACUACAACUCAUUUACCUAUGACACAGAAAAUGAAGAACCACAAAACUUGAGCACUAAGCCUGAAGACUUAUCUAGAACGGGCAACUACCCCAGCAAGGCGUCGUCGCCUGUAGGCGGCGCGGUGAAGGCGGAGCCGUGCGACUGGGCGCCGCUGGAGCUGCGCGCGCCCCCCCGCCCCGCGCCGUCCCCGCCGCGCCCCGCGCCCGCCUACGCCUACCUGCCGCAGCUGUACGCGCCCUACUGCCCGCCGCUGGACGAGCUGUACCCGGCGGCGCCCGCGCUGUCCCCGCUGUACCGCUACUCGCCCGCGUCGCCGCCCGAGUCGCUGUCGCCGCCGCCCGGCCCCGAGGACCUGCGCUCGCCCGGCUCGGUCUCCUCCGACUCCGGCGCGUCCGCCUCCUCGCGCCGCCCGCGCUACCAGUGCCCCGACUGCGCCAAGUCCUACUCCACGUACUCGGGCCUGUCCAAGCACCAGCAGUACCACUGCGCGGCGGCCGAGGGCAGCCUGGCGCGCAAGUCCUUCAGCUGCAAGUACUGCGCCAAGGUGUACACGUCGCUGGGCGCGCUCAAGAUGCACAUCCGCACGCACACGCUGCCCUGCAAGUGCCACCUGUGCGGCAAGGCGUUCUCGCGGCCGUGGCUGCUGCAGGGCCACAUCCGCACGCACACGGGCGAGAAGCCCUUCUCGUGCCACCACUGCCGGCGCGCCUUCGCCGACCGCUCCAACCUGCGCGCGCACCUGCAGACGCACUCCGACGUCAAGAAGUACUCGUGCUCGGGCUGCGGCAAGACCUUCUCGCGCAUGUCGCUGCUCAGCAAGCACGUGGAGGGCGGCUGCGGCUGCGCGGCGCCCUACGACUACCGCCCCGAGCUGCUCGCGCCCGCGCCCGUGCACGCCUACUGACCGCCGCCGCCGCCGGCCCGCCGCCCACCAAACACUAGAUCUCUUAUUUAGCUCUGCGGCUAACUAACACUCACAACGAUAUAGUAUGUACUUACUAACGCUAGAUAUAAGUUUAAAUUAUUUUGUAUAUUUCCCAAAAAAUGAGUGCGUUACAAUGUUACAAGUAGAAUUAAGAAACUCGUGUGUUUUAUGAUGGACCAUGUACAUUCUGCCUUGUAGAAGCUAAGUUAGGUUAAGUUAGUUAAGUAGAUCAGUCGCGCCGCGGCUUCACUAGUCAUGUGGCAUUUGCCGAGUGUCAUACACUUGUUAAUAAUAUAUUUGUAUUAUAAGCCAUGUACAAAGUGCCUUAAUUAUAAAUGAUUUAAUAUAUUCUCUGAAAAAUAUAACUGUAUGUCGUUAGACAUUAUUAUUGUAAAAGAGUAUGAAAUAUUUGAGAGGCUCUUGUUUUUAUAAGCCAAUGUCGAAUUGCGUUCCUUUCUGUUACCUCCAUAAAAGAAAAAUAAAAGAUUUUUUACCUGA
Messenger RNA from Plutella xylostella (diamondback moth), 1780 nucleotides. RefSeq lists its product as uncharacterized. NCBI's taxonomy places the organism in Eukaryota, Metazoa, Arthropoda, Insecta, Lepidoptera, Plutellidae. Gene Ontology annotation, molecular function: DNA-binding transcription factor activity, RNA polymerase II-specific; RNA polymerase II cis-regulatory region sequence-specific DNA binding. Gene Ontology annotation, biological process: regulation of DNA-templated transcription. The record is from RefSeq and is a predicted model, not a curated record.